AUGUCUGUUUCAAAUCAGAAGAAGACCCCAGAGCCAUCCAUUAACCCUCCCAAGAAUUCACUGGCCAUUCAUUCAUCUGACGAAGGCUUUGUCAGGGCCCCAGUCCUGACUGCCAUCGGUCUUGAGGAAGCAGGAGGAAGAGACAUGAGGCCCACGGGAAAGCUAGAAGAUGGGACGGAGUUUGACAGCAGCCUACCACAGAACCAGCCCUUUGUUUUCUCCUUUGGCACUGGCCAGGUCAUCAAGGGCUGGGACCAGGGGCUACUGGGGAUGUGUGAAGGGGAAAAGCAGAAGCUAAUGAUGCCGUCUGAGCUGGGGUAUGGAAAGCGGGGAGCCCCCCCAAAGAUACCGGGUGGAGCAACCCUGGUGUUUGAGGUGGAGGUGCUCAAGAUUGAGAGACGUUCAGAACUGUAGCAGGCUGCAGAGGGGUAGGAGGCCCCUGUCAGGGACCAGACUGUUUAAAAACAAACAAAAAAACCUUUAAAAAC
Rattus norvegicus (Norway rat) is the source of this 488-nucleotide messenger RNA. RefSeq names its product peptidyl-prolyl cis-trans isomerase FKBP2-like. The record is from RefSeq and is a predicted model, not a curated record. NCBI's taxonomy places the organism in Eukaryota, Metazoa, Chordata, Mammalia, Rodentia, Muridae.